Molecule: messenger RNA, 2187 nt
Organism: Xiphophorus maculatus (southern platyfish)
Lineage: Eukaryota; Metazoa; Chordata; Actinopteri; Cyprinodontiformes; Poeciliidae
Product: nuclear body protein SP140-like protein
Exons: 16
Coding region: 250-2070 (606 amino acids)
Biological process (GO): regulation of transcription by RNA polymerase II; humoral immune response
Cellular component (GO): cytoplasm; nucleus
Molecular function (GO): protein binding; DNA binding; translation regulator activity
Source: RefSeq, a predicted model, not a curated record
UUCAUUUUCGAAACGUCACUGGAGGAGGACCAGCGGAGGCUUUUUGUUGGGACGCUCCACCGCGAAAUCUUUAGAAGUGCUUCCGGCCGUCCCCGCUCCGGACACUUCCAACAUAUUUUCAAGGAAAAGUGUUUCGCUUCGUGCACCCGAGUUGCGUCUUAAGCUGUGGAACAGCCGCAAAAGCGUGGGUAGUGUUUUGCAUUUAGCCGCAAAGACGCUCGGCUCGCAGGGCCCGCACGCUGACCAGUGAUGGACCCGCUGGACUUCCUGGAGCACGACGAGCUGCUCAGCUUUUUCCACUGUCGCAAAACAGAAAUGUCCUGCAUGGAAAACCCGCAGACCUUCCUGAACCAGCUCAGGGACCACAACCUGAUACCGGAAGACAAAUACAAGACGACGAUCCGGAUGAGAAGUAAAGAUAAAAUGAGAAAAGCUGUUUAUGAACUCUUAGACUGGCUUGAGAAAGAGAACUCGGAGCACAUCCCGCUGUUCUUCAGAUGUGUCUUCAAAGACGUCAUCAUGAACCAGUAUCCCACCCUGAAGCUGCUGCACAAUAGUCUCCUGGACGGCUCUUACCACUUUGACCCAAAACUACCUGAAAGGAGGGAAACCGAAGAGAGCGACGAAAGGGGAAGCGCGAAGGUUUCCGAAGGAGAGGAGAAGGAAACGAAGACCGCCAAAAAGAAGAGGAAGCUCACAAGCGGGAGCAGCGAAGGCGACAAUGAGCAGCCGGGCUCGUCAGCAAAACAGACUCCAGGUCAGAAGAAAAAGGCCAUGAAAAUACAUUUCUCGUCUCCAAGGAAGGGGGAGGCGGGCGAGAUCUGGACCUGGCCCCUCUAUAAGACCCAGCUGCCUGUGACCUGUGGCGAGAUGGAGGGGAUGCUCAUACGGGACAAGCUGGCUAACGGUGAAAAGUGCAUCCAGGUGGACAAACAGCGGUUCACUCCGUCUGAAUUUGAGAAGUUCGCAGGGAAAGGAAGCGCCAAGAACUGGAAAUUGAGCAUCCGAUGCAAGGACACCCCUUUGGGAAAACUUAUCAAGGACGGGCACCUGAAGGCAGGGUUCUACAAAAGAAGAGUCAGACAGGCCAGAAAAGCCCUGUUUGUUGCCAGUCAUUCAAACACAGAUGAAGAAGACAGUGAGGAUGAAGAGGAAGCACAGCCUUUAACAGAGGAAGCCUCAGGAGAAGAAACGGAGGAACAAGGCGAGCCGACACAAGUGGGCCCGGAUCAUUACAGGAGCAUGUUCAGAGUGACGUGUGGAGCUUUAACUGGGACUUUAUACAAAUGUCGGUUCGCAUCAGGGAAAUGUGGGAAAAGUAUUCGCACCGAGGUGAGCUGGAUGAGUCCGGAGGAGUUUGUGAACACAGCACUAAACCAGAGAGACGCCUCCUGGAGGAAGGACAUCCUGUACAAAGGGGAACCCCUCAGCGUUCUCCUGGAGGCAGAGGUCUUGACGAUGCAUUCGUUGCUAUGCAAAUGCAAACGGUGCAAACCGGAACCUGAAGACCUGGACGAUGACAAAAAUGACGACAAGUGUUGCAUCUGUAAAAGUGAGGGAGAGGAGGACUUGGUGGUGUGUGAUAAAUGUCCGAGAUCAUUUCACCAGAACUGCCAUCUGCCUCAUAUAGACGACACGAUACUGGGGGAUAACAGCCAGUGGCUUUGCACAUUCUGCGUCUUUAAACUCACUGAGGAGUGCCGCUACCCCGACGAGCAGAGAACCGAAGCCGUCAUGUCCCGUCAAAUAUCUCAACACAUGCUGGAAUGCCAGUAUCUCCUCCUCUAUCUGUGCAGCGCUGACGAGGAGCAGAUAUUUGCCACCGACCCGAGGGAGUAUCUGAAAAAUUACUGCAGCGUUAUUAAGACUCCGAUGUGGCUGGAAAAGAUCGCAGGCAAACUUCAGAGGAGCAAAUACCAGACUGUUGGCGAGUUUGUGUCUGACGUCCAGCUCAUUUUCACCAACUCUGCCACAUACAACAGGAACAAUCCAGAAUACCUGGACAUGGGCGAACACCUGAAGCAGUUAUUUGACAGAGAAUUCAAGAAGGCCUUCAACAUCCAGGAUUAGACGACAGACUCACGGACCACCACUUACAGACACUGGCUAUACAUAAAUAACAUUUAAAUGUUGUGCGGAUAAUACCGUAUUUUCCGCACUAUAAGGCGGAAAACCUUCAAUUUUCUC